This is a messenger RNA of Perkinsus marinus ATCC 50983, 1061 nucleotides long. RefSeq names its product cysteine proteinase, putative. Gene Ontology annotation, molecular function: cysteine-type endopeptidase activity. The record is from RefSeq and is a predicted model, not a curated record. The coding region runs from base 1 to 837 and encodes 278 amino acids. Gene Ontology annotation, cellular component: lysosome. Lineage: Eukaryota; Perkinsozoa; Perkinsida; Perkinsidae. The transcript has 7 exons.
AUGAGAGGGUCAAACGACAAAGCCAUAAGAAAAGGCUAUGCUAUAGAGGAGCUACAAGACCUCCCCACUGACUUCGACGCUCGCACCGCCUUUCCCAAUUGCUCAAAGGUUAUCGGCCAUAUCAGAGACCAGUCAGCUUGUGGAAGCUGUUGGGCAUUCGGUGUCACUGAGGCCUUCAAUGACCGCCUAUGUAUCAAGUCGCAUGGGACGUUCACGGAGCUCCUAUCGGCCGGCGAGAUGAAUGCUUGUGCGCCGUCCCACGGAUGCAAUGGUGGAUUUCCUAACUCAGCCUGGUCUUGGGUGCACGAUAAAGGGAUCGCAACUGGUGGAGAUUACGUUGCGGAAGAUGAUAUGACUAAAGACGAUGGGUGCUGGCCGUACGAUUUCCCCCCAUGCGCUCAUCAUGUCAAUGAUAGCAAGUACCCCAAAUGCCCGAAGGACUCAUACGAGACUCCCAACUGUGCCGAACAAUGCCACAACCCGAAGUAUACGACCACUUUGAGAGAUGAUCGUCAUUUCAUGGUGGAAUCCUCUCCUUAUCAAUACUCUGUAAACGAUGCCAAGAAUGCUAUCAGGACCGAUGGCCCAGUUUCGGCUUCUUUCACUGUUUACGAAGAUUUCCUAGCCUACAAGUCCGGUGUAUACAAGCAUACUUCUGGAGAAUAUCUCGGUGGACAUGCUGUGAAGAUAAUUGGUUGGGGUGAAGAGAGUGGACAAGCUUACUGGCUUGUCGUGAACUCCUGGAAUGAAGACUGGGGUGACCACGGCCUUUUCAAGAUAGCCCUCGGAAACUGUGGAAUAGAUGAUUACCUGCUUGGUGGUACACCUAAGGUCUGAGUGGAUCUCCUCCAUUAUGGAUGUGCACUGGAUGAAACCCAUCACAUUCGAAUCAGGACGAUCUGCUUUCGUCCAUAGUCAUUUUUCUUCCUGGCAGCAUGAAGUCUUAUAUUCUUUUCGCAUCUGUUGCAUGUGAAUGAAUAGCUGAUUGCUGGAACUUUUCAACAGAAGUCAUCUAGAGACUCUUAAAGAGAUGAUAAGUCGUAUAUUCAGUCCAUUCCGAC